Postia placenta MAD-698-R-SB12 is the source of this 1070-nucleotide messenger RNA. RefSeq lists its product as hypothetical. NCBI's taxonomy places the organism in Eukaryota, Fungi, Basidiomycota, Agaricomycetes, Polyporales, Adustoporiaceae. The transcript has 3 exons. Gene Ontology annotation, cellular component: phagocytic vesicle; cell surface; protein complex involved in cell adhesion. Gene Ontology annotation, molecular function: N-acetylgalactosamine binding; polysaccharide binding; oligosaccharide binding. The record is from RefSeq and is a predicted model, not a curated record. Bases 1 to 837 code for a protein of 278 amino acids. Gene Ontology annotation, biological process: cell-cell adhesion.
AUGUCUACCACUGGCGCGUUCAAUACCGGAGAGGUUCGCCCCUGGAACAAACCCCAACUCCUAACCUCUCGCGACAUCGCCUUCGAUAAACCCUUCGUCGCAGCUCCACAGCUCCCCAUAGGCCUUAACUGGCUCGACAUCGACGCCAACGCCGACAUUCGUGUCAAGGCCUAUGCCACGAACAUCACCAAGGAGUCGUUCACCGCUCACAUCGACUCCUGGAGCGAUACUACCUUCUACUCUGGUGGCGCUAAUUGGCCAAUCAUCACCCCUGCUCACCUCGAAUACCAGUGUGGUCAGUUCUCCACCGAGGAGGACCACCCCUGGGACAAACCUCAGACUACCACUCAACGUCGCAUCAGCUUCUCGCGUCCCUUCGUCACCCCUCCCAAGGUGAUUUGCUUCUUCAACCAAGUCGACAUCGACAAGAACCACAAUUGGAGGGCUAAGACCUACGUCUCCGAUGUCGAUGCCACAGGCUUCACCAUCCAUAUUGACACUUGGUUUGAUACCAUCCUCUACUCUGCCACCGCCGGAUGGGUCGCCUACCCCGAGGACCGCGAGUAUGUCUUCAGCGGCACCGCGAACACGAUGGACGUCCGUCCUUGGGAAAAGCCUCAGCUCGAGAACAGUGCCCAGGUUAAGGUUCCGUUCGACUUCUGGAAGGUGCCCAAGGUCUUCAUGGCUAUAAAUCAGUUCGACAUUGAGUGCGGCCACAAUCUGCGCCUCAAGGUCCAUGCAGACAACGUUACGGCCAAUGGGUUCACCUGGCAUAUCGACAGUUGGAAUGACACAGUCCAGUACAGCGCUGGGUUUUCCUACCUCUGCGUCGUCUAAGGUGUUAGCUACGCUUCGCGUACAUACAAUUUACACUACGAUGAGAUCCUGUUUUUGCAUACUAAAUGUCUUCCCUCGAUUGCCAUACUUGAUUUGUACCUUGCAUUUGCGAAAUGGGAUAUUGGCGGUUGACUAAAUUCUGCCCUUGUGAACGUUUGCGACUAAGCUUCACUUGACAUACGACGUUGGUGUUUAUUUUAUGUAUCUAUACAACAGCGACUCAGUAUAGCGAU